AUGGAACAUUAUACUGUCACGUCAAUUACACAGACAGUCUCCGCUAUGCUGUUCAAUUAUAAAAGUAAUAAUACAACUGGUGCAGGAGGGAAUGGUAAUAAUGGCGGAGGCGGUGUAAGUAGUAGUAGCAGUAAUAAUAAUAAUUCAGCUUCAAAAAAUGGUAAUAUAACAAAUUCAACAGAUGCUCUUCCUAAACGUCUAACAAAAGGAAAAGAGCCUGGGAAAGAAGUACCAGUUGUAAUAUUACGUAGAUAUAAAAGAAUUCAUAAAUUAAAGGUUAGAGAUUACGCAACAAAAGAAGAAUUGGUGGCAGCUGUAACUCGACAUUAUGCAACACAAACUGUUAAAGAGGUUGAUAUGAUCGCGUCAUUUAUUUACGCUGUGCAAAAUAAAGACAACACAUUGAAGUUACCGAUUCCUUGA
Molecule: messenger RNA, 423 nt
Organism: Entrophospora candida
Lineage: Eukaryota; Fungi; Glomeromycota; Glomeromycetes; Entrophosporales; Entrophosporaceae
Source: the annotation of a GenBank genome assembly